AUGAAUACUUCAAACGAAUUGCCAUCAACCAAUCAUCCUACCACAUCUGCUGAGCCAAACGUCGACUUUAAAAAAAUAUCUUCACCCAUUAAAAAAAAUGAAAAAGGACGGUUUGUUGGAAAACGGCAAAAAUUGAUGAUUGUCAAUCUGUACAAGCCGAAAAAGCAACAACAGCCGGGCAUGAAAUACAAAGAACUGAUGGCGUCUAUUUCAGCUGAUUCUGGGAUUGGAAUGCGUAAAGUUAUUCAGACAAUAAGUGAGUACAAAAACACGGGUGAAUGCAAGUCACCAAAUAAAACCAAAAUCCGUCCUACAAUUAUUGAUAAAAUUGACGAUUUCAACAAAAAUGCGAUUCGACAAAAAAUUCACGGGUUUUGGUUCAGAAAUGAAAUUCCCUCAAUCAAAAAAAUUGUUCAAGCCAUAAAUGACGAUCCAGAUCUUCCGAAUUUGCCUUCUACUUCUUUGCGUCGAGUAUUAAAAGAAUUAAAUUUUUAA
Macrosiphum euphorbiae (potato aphid) is the source of this 495-nucleotide messenger RNA. NCBI's taxonomy places the organism in Eukaryota, Metazoa, Arthropoda, Insecta, Hemiptera, Aphididae. The record is from the annotation of a GenBank genome assembly.